Messenger RNA from Zingiber officinale, 3682 nucleotides. Its product is annotated as actin-related protein 3-like. Gene Ontology annotation, molecular function: actin filament binding. The record is from RefSeq and is a predicted model, not a curated record. NCBI's taxonomy places the organism in Eukaryota, Viridiplantae, Streptophyta, Magnoliopsida, Zingiberales, Zingiberaceae. The coding region runs from base 2296 to 3390 and encodes 364 amino acids. The transcript is spliced from 10 exons. Gene Ontology annotation, biological process: Arp2/3 complex-mediated actin nucleation. Gene Ontology annotation, cellular component: Arp2/3 protein complex; actin cortical patch.
AAUUUGAAGUUUAUCAAAUUGUUCUAAAGUACAUGUUGUUGCUAACUUAAUUUUGAGUUCAAGUUAUCCUUUUUUUAAUUUUACAUACUUGGACCUUAAUUUACAUAAAGACCUAGACAUCAGUUUAAUACCUUGAUAAAGUUGGUUGAGAGGUAGAAGGCGUACCUCACUUACUGUUUCAAACUCGUAAUUUGAGCCUCCCCCUUCAUCGAUGCUCUUUUCUUUGUGACUUGUCAUUAAUGCUAGUCCGGCAUACUCCCUGAUCUCGAACUUUUUGAUGAUGACUCGUCCCACAUUGCUUUGAGGUUCCUCUGUUUGGUCUUUCUUGACCCUUUGUCCUUCUCUUUUUCUUUUAAACAGGGACAAUUGUCUUUGAUAUGUCCUUUUUAUUGCAGUUGUAGCAUCUCACUUUCCUUUUUCCCUAAAGAAACUUCUCUUAUUAAAUCUAUUAGUUUUAAAAAACUUAUUUAGCUUUCUUACCAUAAAUGCUUCUUCGUUUUCGUUGCUCGAGGAAUCUGACUCCGGUUCAUACUUCUUGUUGGCUUUCAGCGCUAGGUUCUAAUUUGACUCCCUUUCUUUGUUUAAACCUACACAUCUUGACUCGAGUAAUUCAAAAGUUGAAAACAAUUCUUCUAAAGUACUUACCUCCAGGUCUUUUGAGAUAUAGUAGGCAUCUACUAUUGAUGUCUACUCUUGGGUUCUUGGAAAGACGUUGAGUGUAUAUUGGAUUAAGUUCUGAUUCAUUACCGUUUCUCCAAGGUUGGUGAGUCUAGUGAUUAGCUCCUUGAUCUUUGGGUGCAGUUGAACCACCGCUUCUUUUUCCAUUCAGAGGUUUGUUAUCUAAUUUCGAAGGAUGUCCCGUCUUGCUAGCUUGGCUUCCAAAGUUCCUUCGUGAAGUUUUAGGAACUUCUCCUAGAGUUCCUUGGCCGAGUUAUAGGUAUCGAUCCGGUUGACUUCUUGGGGUGGUAGUAUGCUUAGCAGAUGGAACUUUGUUUUGUCGUUGGCCACAAAGUCAACUUGCUCCUUUUUGCUCCAGAGAUAUUUUUCCUUUUCUUCUUCGUGUUGGUCUUUGGGAGCUACAAUAUCAUAUUUGAUUGUAAGAAGAAUGUCAAAGUCAGUCUUGAAAAAUACCUCCAUACAGUGCUUCCAAAGCGCAAACUCCCCCUCGAACUUCGAUGGAUGAUGCUUGAUCCGACCAUCAUCUUGUUACUUUAGUCGACGAUUAAUCCUUCUAAAGCGGUUGGGCUCUAAUACCACUUGUUGGACUGUCGUGGAUAGGCUAGAGGGGAGUGAAUAGCCUGCGAUAAAAAGUUAACACUUCUCUUGCUAUCGAACCUAGCAAGGAUACACACUUAAUUUAUUAAAAUAAUAAAACAUAAACAAAGUAAGAGAUACAACGAAUUUACUGAGUUUGCAACCGGGUAGGUUGCUAAUCCAUGGUAGUGGAAACUCAACUAGACAGGUCUCCUUCGUUGAAGGCAAAGUAGUCUCUUACAGACUUUGAAAGCUCAUAAACUAAAGAACGAAUGUAGAAAUGAAGUACAAAGUGUGCUAUGGACUAAGGGGACAAUCCCUCUAUUUAUAACCCACUUGUUAAAAGUGGUCGUUUGCUGAUGUGGUAGCUCGAGGCAAGGCACCUCUAAGUGGAUAAGGAUUUAUCCACUCCAACAUUCACUUUUUUGAUCGGGCAGAUUGGAGGCGCCUCGAGUAAUCCAUGGCACGACUUCUCUUCCCUUGGAUGCAUCGCGCGCGUCCUUCUCGCUCCAUCGGUGUACUAUUGCACAACUCCUCAUCUCUUGAAUGCACCGAACCCGUCGACUCACUUUCCGUGCCAUCCUUCUUGCUUGCUACGUCUUCUGUUCGACUUCUUGUGUUCCUAAGUCCCUGCAUACUUAGACACAAGGCAUCAAAUCCGCAAAACCUAACUUAACUCGGUUGAGCACAUCAAAAUUAAUCCGGGGUACUUAUAGCUUAUACUCACGAACAGAGUAUCUAACAUUGGUAUGGAUCCAACUGUUUGACAUGGCUACGUUCAAAAAUUUUUAUGUUAUCAAUAUAGAUGUCCUGAAUGUGGGGUAUCCAUUCGGACUAUCAAUUUUGGACAUGGCUAUGGAGGGGAUUGAUAAAGAAUCCAAGUAUCAAAAGUUUUGAGAAUGGUAUACUAAAGUGGGUUAUGCUGGCAAUGUUGAGCCAUCCUUUUCCCUCCCUACUGUUGUAGCUGUCAAUGAGUCUUUCUUGAAUCAGUCAAACGGUGGCAACAUAGGAAAUUAUUUAGCACAGUAUAACACUGGAAUAAUGGCUGAUCUUGACUAUUUCAUUGGAGAUGAGGCUUUAUCACUGCCCUCAAGUGGAGUUUACAAUCUCAGUUAUCCUAUACAACGUAGUCAGGUUACAAACUGGGACACCAUGGAAAAAUUUUGGCAGCAAUGCAUCUACAAUUACUUAAAUUGUGAUCCUGAGGAUCACUAUUUUCUCUUGACAGAGAGCCCAAUUUGUUCUCCAGAAGAUCGCGAGUAUAUGGGAGAAAUCAUGUUUGAAACAUUCAAUGUCCCUGGACUUUAUGUAGCAGUUCAACCCAUCCUCGCACUAUCUGCUGGGUGCUCAACUGACAAACCUCAAAUGACAGGAGUCGUUGUUGACAUUGGAGAUGGAGCUACCCAUGUUGUACCUGUUGUAGAUGGCUAUAUAAUAGGGAGUAGCAUCAAAUCUUUCCCAAUUUCUGGCAAUGAUGUGACUCAAUUUGUUUUACAACUUCUACAGGAAAGAGGAGAGCUUAUUCCACCUGAAGAUUCUCUUGGAAUAGCUAGGAAGGUGAAGGAAAUGUACUGUUACACUUCAUCAGAUAUUGUCAAGGAGUACAAUAAACAUGACAAGAAGCCUGACAAGUACAUCAAGCAAUGGGUUGGCGUUAAACCAAAGACUGGUGUGCCUUUUUCAUUUGACAUUGGCUAUGAGCGCUUUCUUGGACCAGAGGUUUUCUUUCAUCCUGAAAUUUAUAUUAGUGAUUAUGAUACUCCGUUAUCUGAUGUAAUUGACAAGUGUGUCCAGUCAGCACCGAUUGACACCAGAAGGGGUUUAUAUAAGAAUGUAGUUUUAUCUGGGGGAUCAACUAUGUUUAAAGGUUUCCAAAAAAGAUUGCAGAAGGAUUUAAAGAAAAUAGUUGAUGAUCGAAUUGCAACAUCCAAUGCGCGCCUUGGUGCGGAUGUAACAUCUCAGCCGGUGGAGGUCAACGUUGUAAGCCACCCUAUCCAAAGAUCUGCAGUUUGGUUUGGAGGUUCUGUAGUCGCAUCUCUACCUGAAUUCUAUGAGUCUUGUAACACAAAAGAGGACUAUGAUGAACACGGAGCAAGUAUAUGUCGAACUAGUCCUAUCUUUAAGGGGAUGUAUUGACGUCUCAUUUUAACAUCUCUCCCUUCACAAUAGUUUGGGUUGUCUGCUCUAGUGAAGGUUGCGGAAAAGGAAAACAGAAACUAAUUUCUUGAGUUGUAUAGUAGAUUUGGUUAGAAGACCAAUAACAAUGCUAUCAUUUCAUUAAUUUUUAGAAGUAGCUAACAAUUGUAUAGCAUCCAUCUGAUGUGCGCUAGCUAUUGCAUUGCGAUGCAACCAAGCUGGAUGACUAUUUGUUUGUGACUUCCAGUGGUUGUAAAUUGAUCAUUUUAUUUAUUCAAUUUUUUUCCGGUUA